CACGGCCGCCGCCUCGUCUUUGGCCACCCCAGAACUGGGCAGCAGCCUCAAGAAGAAGAAACGGCUCUCCCAGUCGGACGAGGACGUCAUUAGGCUAAUAGGACAGCACUUGAAUGGCUUAGGGCUCAACCAGACUGUUGAUCUCCUCAUGCAAGAGUCAGGAUGUCGUUUAGAACAUCCUUCUGCUACCAAAUUCCGAAAUCAUGUCAUGGAAGGAGACUGGGAUAAGGCAGAAAAUGACCUGAAUGAACUAAAGCCUUUAGUGCAUUCUCCUCAUGCUAUUGUGGUAAGAGGCGCACUUGAAAUCUCUCAAACGUUGUUGGGAAUAAUUGUGAGGAUGAAGUUUUUGCUGCUGCAGCAGAAGUACCUGGAAUACCUGGAGGAUGGCAAGGUCCUGGAGGCACUUCAAGUUCUACGCUGUGAAUUGACGCCACUGAAAUACAAUACAGAGCGCAUUCAUGUUCUUAGUGGGUAUCUGAUGUGUAGCCAUGCAGAAGACCUACGUGCAAAAGCAGAAUGGGAAGGCAAAGGAACAGCUUCCCGAUCUAAACUGCUGGACAAACUUCAGACCUAUUUACCACCAUCGGUGAUGCUUCCCCCACGGCGUUUACAGACUCUCCUGCGGCAGGCGGUGGAACUACAGAGGGAUCGGUGCCUAUAUCACAAUACCAAACUUGAUAAUAACCUAGAUUCUGUGUCCCUGCUUAUAGAUCAUGUUUGUAGUAGGAGGCAGUUCCCAUGUUAUACUCAGCAGAUCCUUACGGAGCAUUGUAAUGAAGUGUGGUUCUGUAAAUUCUCUAACGAUGGCACUAAACUAGCAACAGGAUCAAAAGAUACAACAGUUAUCAUAUGGCAAGUUGAUCCGGAUACACACCUGCUGAAACUGCUUAAAACAUUAGAAGGACAUGCUUAUGGCGUUUCUUAUAUUGCAUGGAGUCCAGAUGACAACUAUCUUGUUGCUUGUGGCCCAGAUGACUGCUCUGAGCUUUGGCUUUGGAAUGUACAAACGGGAGAGCUAAGGACAAAAAUGAGCCAGUCGCAUGAAGACAGUUUAACAAGUGUGGCUUGGAAUCCAGAUGGGAAACGCUUUGUAACUGGAGGUCAGCGUGGGCAGUUCUAUCAGUGUGAUUUAGAUGGUAAUCUCCUUGACUCCUGGGAAGGAGUGAGAGUGCAAUGCCUUUGGUGCUUGAGUGAUGGGAAGACUGUUCUGGCAUCAGAUACACACCAGCGAAUUCGAGGAUAUAACUUCGAGGACCUUACAGAUAGGAACAUAGUACAAGAAGAUCAUCCCAUUAUGUCUUUUACUAUUUCAAAGAAUGGCCGAUUAGCUUUGUUAAAUGUAGCAACUCAGGGAGUUCAUUUAUGGGACUUGCAAGACAGAGUUUUAGUAAGAAAGUAUCAAGGUGUUACGCAAGGGUUUUAUACAAUUCAUUCAUGUUUUGGAGGCCAUAAUGAAGACUUCAUCGCUAGCGGCAGUGAAGAUCACAAGGUUUACAUCUGGCACAAACGUAGUGAACUGCCAAUUGCGGAGCUGACAGGGCACACACGUACAGUCAACUGUGUGAGCUGGAACCCACAGAUCCCAUCCAUGAUGGCCAGCGCCUCAGACGAUGGCACUGUUAGAAUAUGGGGACCAGCACCUUUUAUAGACCACCAGAAUAUUGAAGAGGAAUGCAGUAGCAUGGAUAGUUGAUGGCGAAUUUGGAGCAGACGACUUCUGUUUAACUUAAAUUAGUCGUAUUUUAAUGGCUUGGGAUUUGGUGCAAACAAACAUGAUUGAUAGCUGGACAGACAUGCUCGUCAUGAAAAAAGAACCAUUUCUGAAGCCCGAUUGGGGCCAAACAUUUACACCUUGCUUCAUAGUAACCAGUUGAGAUGAAGCACGUCGUUAGAACGUUGUUGGACACCAUGUUGAAUUCCCCCGUCGGUUGUGAAGAACUGUGCUACAUUCAGGCUUACCCAUUGAACUCAGUAUAUAUUUUCUCCCUCCUGCCGUUUGUCUGGUGGGAUACCAUUCUUGUUGCUCUUCUGUGUAAUGAAGUUUAAAAUGCUUGUUUGGAAAACUUUAUUUAACAGUUUAGAAGGCUUGAUAGAAAGAGUGCAUUAGUCUGAAGAGUAUACAUUGGAUAGGAAAGAAUUUCCUCCUUUUGUUUCUCCAAAUCUUUCCGCCUUAUUUAGCUUGAGAUCUUUGCAGCUUGGUUCAUGGAUUCUAGCCUUGCCCGUUGCGCAGCAUAUGCAGAUCCAGAUGACAAACCAGUGACUAUGUCAAGAGCACUCUCAAUAUUACAUUUGACAAAAAGUUUUGUACUUUUCACAUAGCUUGUUGCCCCGUAAAAGGGUUAACAGCACAAUUUUUUAAAAAAUAAAUUAAGAAGUAUUUAUAGGAUCAAAGUGACUUCAUUUGUAUACAUUUGGAAUCUAAACCAGCUUAAAAAACAGUUUCCUCUGUAACUUAGAUCCGCAGUAUAACUGCUCUUCUGGAGUACCACGUGAGACAUGGUCAGAAGCAGUGCUUGGAAGGACAUUACACAGGAAGGUCAGAGUAAUACUCGGGAGGUUCCCCACUUUUGUUUUAUUCCUGAAGUAACAUCAGUACCUGAUCUUGAAGAAAUUCAAGAUUCAAAAAGAGAAUUUUAAAUAUAAUCAACAUGAGAGAGCAGUAGUCAGUUUAGGUUUUCAACAAGGCUUGUUCCAGGUGGUUCUCAACUUGGGAAAUGGUUUUGGUGUGAUCUAGCCAGAGAGUAGAAAUCAGAUAACCGCCACCUUGGAAGUUUAUAGUAUAACUGAGCUCGUUAGAAGAAUUCAGCAGGUUACAAACGUACUUAACCUGGGUUUUAAACCUCAUAGUCAUUUUUCUUAAUUGCCCUUAACAUUUUGACAUGUAGGGAUACAUUUAAAGACUCUUCCUUCUCAGUUUUUCAGAUAUUGCCAUAAUGAACCUCAUUCUAAACUGGUGCUGUGGGUAGUCUUUCCCUCUCCCUUCUCCUUUUAGUUUAAGGAAAGGUUUCCUUCAUGGAAAAGCACUUUUUAUUUUGAGAAUUUCACAUUUAAGCCAAAAGCCUGGUGUUCACGUUGUGCUUUUAAAUCCCGUAACAGCUGAAUGCAGCAUCCUUAGCUUCCUUUGAAACUCCCUCCCUUUCCAAUCGAGGAUAAAUACAGUGACCACAGCUGUGAUGUUGGGAAGAGGAGUGGGAAUGCCCCCCAAAUAAGAAUCUGGUGAAGGAAAGGCUUGACCUAAGUUCCCCAUUAGGCCCAGCGAGUCUGUAAUGUAUUACCACAAGGAGACUCUCGGAUACACAAAGACCAGAAAGACUUGGGUGUCAGGAGCUCUUCCAUUGGGCGGGGGCGGGGGAUGGCACAGGGAGAAGUGGGAAAGUCAGGGAGGGGAGACGAAAGCGAAACACAAUUGGCCUUAAAUAGCACGAUUCUCCCAAAAGCGCUCAUAGUAAGAGAAAACGACAAAUCGUGGUCAGCAGAUUAUUUUAUCAAAUUGGUAUGUAAAAGAUUUCUUUAAGCUCCAUUUUGCAGAGAUCAUUAUUUAGAAUCAAGAAUUCCUGUUUUGAUACUUCUAAGUUAACUAUAUGUUACAGUUUAUCUGGUACUUCAUUUUUCUUAACUAAAAUUACUUUUUACUUUAAGCUUGAAUAAAAGUCUUCAUUGGUAACUGUAUAUAAUUAAGUGGCAACUUCUCUUUACCUCAGUACAGUUAAGUCCAUAUUUUAAGUGAUUCAUGUAUAUACCCUGAAGCCGUUAAUACACCCCAGUCUACAGUAUCGUCACUGACAGAACGUGGGCACAGAAACUCCACAGCUGUUUACAGAUGUGGCUACAGUGUGCUCAGGUACAUUGUAACAUUCGCUGAGAUGUGUGCCCAUUCCGGGGCAGUUUGGCACUCAGAUUCCACUCUACUUCACCCAGCCACCCUGAGACUCGAGUUUUCAGAGUGCUUCUGAAGUAGUUACAAACACUUUAAAAAAGUGGAGUAAACGUGAGGCACAUCUGACAAUGACUUAACUCCAUUAAAACGGAGUAACUACUAUGCAAAGGUUUCUACAGCAGCUAGGUGAGUUUGUUUCCCAGGUCUGUCUUAUCUGGCAGCUUCCUAUAUAUACUGGUACUUUGCUGUGCCAAUUUGCUGUAAACGUCUAUUUCAUGCAUUUGCCAUGCUGUGACUGUGCUAGAAAGGUGAAAUAAGUGAUGAAGAAACCUAGGGUCUUAUGGUACAAAGAACCCAAUAGCAGGAUGGUCUAACUCCUAGAUGUAACUGAAUACUUUAGAGCUAUAGUCUCUGUAGGGUUAAGAAUGAGACUAUGUUGGAGAAAAUAAGCCAGCCACAAGAUACUAACAAAUGUAUAAAUUGAAAAGUACCAAUACUUUUUGCACAUAGAUCAAAGUAGAGUGGAGAAUUUUGGCUCCAAAAAUCAGGUUAGUAGGCUCAUUUCCAUGUGCUUAAAAAUGUUUUUGUUGUUCAUUAAGGGCUAGAGCAAGUAUGAAAUUAAAUGUCUUUUUCCUGCAAAUAAUUGGUUAUUACUAGUGCCAUGUUGGAUUUGGCUAUCACUGAGACUGGCGUGUGGGUGGUGAUAAGGAAUUAGAGUGGGGAAUUAGUUGGGAGGGAUGACAAAGCUUCAGUUUUGGUUUUUGUACUUCAUCAAUGUUCAUGCCAGCUACCUUUCUGUUACUCUUACUGGCCAGGUAAAUGUGUUACAUAAAACCAGGUAAGUAGUUUAAACAGAGGAAAUUUUAAUUGCAGAUGUCCCUACAGAUUGGCCCAUUUUAGUGGGUGGGAGAACAGAAAGGGAUUACCAGCCUUUAAAUACAUAAGUAAUUAACUGGCUAGUUGAAAGGGGAGGAAAUCCAGUUUUUGUCAGUAUUUUCUUAAUCUGAAAUCACUAGUAGUAACCUGGUGGUUUUAUUAGGAGUGUUCUCCCUCUAGCGUGGCUUUCGGUGACAUUAAUAGAAAACCCUUCUUCCCCACCCCUUCCCACCUUGAAAUUUUCUUUUUUAGGACGUUGGUUCCUGCACACAAGAACCUCUGCUCACAGUGGUAAAUAUAUCGUACAUCUCUUGAAAGGCACAUAUCCAUGUCAGUUUCUUUCACAGCAGAAGAUGGCUGCUUUUGAAUGGGGAGGAAAGAAGACUUUUUUCUUAAUAUCCUUUUGGUCCCAUCUCUAAACUGUAUAAAUAUCUUGAUUUAGUUUUAAUUUCUCACUUGGACUUCAGCAGCUCUCUUUUGGGGUUGCUUUCCAGAAUAGUACUUCCAUUCAAAAACCAUGUCUUAAUAUAAACUAAUUUAAAAGAAGAGGUGAAUUUCAUUUACACAGACACUUUCUAAAAACAGGGUGAACUUAACUGAGAUUUUUCAGUGUUGUUAGACUAUUGUUAUAGUAGCUGCCCUAUAGUUGCAAAAACAAAAACUAUAAAAACUCAUCCCCUAUCUACUUAAUCCAGAUAGCCUGGAUGUAAUAAAACUAAUAGUAUAAAAACGUGUGUGUGUGAGUGCUGUGUGUGUGCGGGAGAGAGAGAGUACUUAAUUCAUAAAAAGGCCUGGGAACAGCUGUUCUAGGUCCCUGUCAGUUUUACUAAAAGUCUCGUGCACAUGCGAAGUGCGCUCUCUGAAUUUGUUUGCUUAAUACUGGUAUAUUUUUAUAAGAUUGAAAUUGCGUCCCCAUCUUUAACUUAAACAUUUUCAUUAUCAGGGUCAAUGUGCUAAGACCGAAUCGUAACAUUUUUAGGCACAGAUGGAAAAAAAAUGUUACUGGCUCCUUGAAAAUGUGUGUGUGGCGAGGGGGAUAGACCCACAAAAAGCACGUGUGUCCUUACAAACCAAGCUGGAGAGAUCAAGGAAAGAACUCGUGUCAAUCUCAAGAUUUCUAAGUUGUCGAGAUUUACAUGGCAUUGUGGUGGAACUAGUUAACAUUAGAGCUUUUGGUAUGUAAUAACUAUUUGCUAUGGACUGAUUAAAUGUUUCAAAGGAUUGUGUUCUUAAAUUUCGGGGGGGUUGUUUUUUGUUUUAUUUUUUUAACUGCCUCUCAGAUUAUAUUUAGUAGUUUAAAUUUCUUUGCUUCAUUAAAGCAUAAAAAACUUCAGGUCUCUGAUAUUUAUUUUCACUUGUCCUACUAAUUAUUUACAAAACACCCUUUGUUAACUUUUAUAAAUGUGUAGUAUAUUAAACGUCUUAAAAAUUUUGUUCAAUUGAAGCUACAUUAACUUUGAUUUGCUUUACUGGGUUGUUUUUAAUACACCUUUCCACGUCAGUGCGUAGCACUUAACCAAUCGUUUGUAUUCCCUUUCAAUCCAAUAAACAGAAUGAAUAAGUAA
Molecule: messenger RNA, 6318 nt
Organism: Miniopterus natalensis
Lineage: Eukaryota; Metazoa; Chordata; Mammalia; Chiroptera; Miniopteridae
Gene: WDR26
Product: WD repeat domain 26
Biological process (GO): proteasome-mediated ubiquitin-dependent protein catabolic process
Cellular component (GO): GID complex
Molecular function (GO): protein binding
Source: RefSeq, a predicted model, not a curated record